Messenger RNA from Ornithorhynchus anatinus (platypus), 1862 nucleotides. It is a transcript of the gene CEL, whose product is annotated as carboxyl ester lipase. The record is from RefSeq and is a predicted model, not a curated record. Gene Ontology annotation, cellular component: cell surface; synapse; postsynaptic specialization membrane. Lineage: Eukaryota; Metazoa; Chordata; Mammalia; Monotremata; Ornithorhynchidae. Gene Ontology annotation, biological process: synaptic vesicle endocytosis; neuron cell-cell adhesion; postsynaptic membrane assembly. Gene Ontology annotation, molecular function: neurexin family protein binding; signaling receptor activity; cholinesterase activity.
CCAGUGGGCAGAGUCGAAUCAGUCGGCGCCGCACCCACUACAUAUAGCCAUCGGACAGAGGCCAGAGAGCCGCCGGGUCAACACGCACAAUGGGGCGCACGGAGCUGGUGGUCUUUGCCCUCGCCUGCUGCCUGGAGGUGGCAACCGCUGCUAAGCUUGGGGUCGUGUACACGGAAGGAGGCUUUGUCGAAGGCGUCAACAAGAAACUGGGCCUCUUUGGUGACUAUGUGGAUAUCUUCCGAGGCAUCCCCUUCGCCGCCCCCCCCAAAACCCUGGAGGCCCCCAAGCCGCAUCCUGGCUGGAAAGGUACUCUGAAGGCCAAGGACUUCAAGAAGCGCUGCCUGCAGGCCACCAUCACCCAGAAGGAAACCUACGGCGAUGAGGACUGUCUGUACCUGAACAUCUGGAUCCCUCAGGGGAAAAAGCAAGUCUCCCGGGACCUGCCUGUGAUGAUCUGGAUCUUCGGGGGCGCUUUCCUGAUAGGCUCCGGACACGGGGCCAGCUUCCUCAAAAACUACCUGUACGACGGCGAAGAGAUCGCCACCCGCGGCAACGUCAUCGUCGUCACCUUCAACUACCGGGUGGGGCCCCUCGGCUUCCUCAGCACUGGAGACUCCAACCUGCCAGGAAACCUUGGGCUGAAGGAUCAGCACAUGGCCAUCGCCUGGGUGAAGAGAAACAUCGCGGCCUUUGGUGGUGACCCCAACAAGAUCACCAUCUUUGGGGAAUCAGCUGGCGGAGCCAGCGUCAGCCUGCAGACCCUCAGCCCUUACAAUAAGGGUCUUAUCAAGCGAGCCAUCAGCCAGAGCGGGGUGGGCCUUUGCCCCUGGGCCAUCCAGAGGAACCCACUCUCCUGGGCCAAGAAGAUCGCAGAGAAGGUGGGCUGCCCCACAGAUGACACCGCCAAACUGGCCAAAUGCCUGAAAGUCACCGACCCCCGGGCUCUGACGCUGGCCUUUAAUCUACCCCUGGUCGGACUGGAGAAACCCCUGCUCUCUUACCUCGGCUUCCUGCCUGUCAUCGACGGAGACUUUAUUCCCGAGGAGCCCGCCUACCUCUUCGCCAAUACCGCCGACAUCGACUAUAUGGCGGGCACCAACAACAUGGACGGGCAUUUCUUCGCCAUGUUUGAUCUGCCCGCUAUCAACAAGCCCUCCGUGGACAUCACUCCGGAGCAGUUUUACCAGCUGGUCGCCGACCUCACCAAGUCCAAGGGGGUCUUGGGGGCCAAUGUCACCUUUGAAGAAUACACCCAGACGUGGAACCGUGACACCACCCAGAACGAUAUGAAGAAAACUGUGGUUGACUUUGAAACAGACAUCCUCUUCCUGGUGCCCACCCAGAUGGCGCUGAAGUUCCACCUCGAAAAUGCCAAGAGUGCCAAGACCUACACCUACCUGUUCUCCCAUCCCUCCCGCAUGCCAGUCUACCCCAAAUGGGUGGGGGCCGACCACGCCGACGACAUCCAGUACGUCUUCGGAAAGCCCUUCGCCACGCCCCUGGGCUACCGGCUCCAGGACAGGACCGUCUCCAAGAACAUGAUUGCCUACUGGACCAACUUCGCCAGGAGCGGGGACCCCAACGAGGGCCAUUCGGCGGUUCCCACCAAAUGGGCUGCAUACACCGAUGAGAAUGGCAACUACCUGGAAAUCACCAAGAACAUCAACACUAACUCCUUGAAGCAGCACCUGAGGAGCAACUUCAUGACCUUCUGGAGCCAGACCUUCUUGAAUCUGACCAGUGUGGUCACCGAUGAGGAAUAAACUCUGCCCUCCCCGCCUACGCCAAGCCGGGAACCUGUGUGGAAAUGGGCUGACUCUCCUGCCCCGCACUCAUGCUUUGAAUAAAGCCAUUACACUGCC